Messenger RNA from Equus quagga, 2397 nucleotides. It is a transcript of the gene RABGGTA, whose product is annotated as Rab geranylgeranyltransferase subunit alpha. Gene Ontology annotation, biological process: protein geranylgeranylation. NCBI's taxonomy places the organism in Eukaryota, Metazoa, Chordata, Mammalia, Perissodactyla, Equidae. The transcript is spliced from 17 exons. The record is from RefSeq and is a predicted model, not a curated record. Gene Ontology annotation, molecular function: protein binding; zinc ion binding; Rab geranylgeranyltransferase activity. Bases 196 to 1893 code for a protein of 565 amino acids. Gene Ontology annotation, cellular component: cytoplasm; Rab-protein geranylgeranyltransferase complex.
CUACUCCGCCGCGGGCCCCUCUCCAGGCCUGCAGAGGGCGCUGCGCCUCGGAGAGCCGGGGCGUGGCGCCGCUCUAGCCAGCGCCCGGGCUCGGUGGCGGGCGCCGCAGCUCCGCGUGCCCCACGCCUCCUCCUAGCGCAGGUUUCACGGGCUACCACUGGACCCCUUCCCUGUCCUGAACCCUGAGCCGGCACCAUGCACGGGCGCCUGAAGGUGAAGACAUCGGAAGAGCAGGCGGAGGCAAAAAGGCUAGAGCGGGAGCAGAAGCUGAAGCUAUACCAGUCAGCCACCCAGACUGUCUUCCAGAAGCGCCAGGCUGGUGAGCUGGAUGAGUCAGUGCUGGAACUAACAAGCCAGAUUCUGGGAGCCAACCCUGACUUUGCUACCCUCUGGAAUUGUCGACGAGAGGUGCUCCAGCAGCUGGAGGCCCAGAAGUCCCCAGAGGAGUUGGCUGCCCUGGUGAAGGCAGAACUGGGCUUCCUGGAGAGCUGCCUGAGGGUGAACCCCAAGUCCUAUGGUACCUGGCACCACCGCUGCUGGCUGCUGGGCCGCCUGCCAGAGCCCAACUGGGCCCGGGAGCUGGAGUUGUGUGCCCGCUUCCUCGAGGUUGAUGAGCGGAACUUUCACUGCUGGGACUACCGGCGUUUUGUGGCUGCACAGGCAGCUGUGCCCCCUGCUGAGGAGCUAGCCUUCACCGACAGCCUCAUCACCCGAAACUUCUCUAACUACUCCUCCUGGCAUUACCGCUCCUGCCUCUUGCCUCAGCUGCACCCCCAGCCAGACUUUGGGCCACAGGGUCGCCUCCCUGAGGAUGUGCUGCUCAAAGAACUGGAGCUGGUGCAGAACGCCUUCUUCACUGACCCCAAUGAUCAGAGUGCCUGGUUCUACCACCGCUGGCUCCUGGGACGAGCUGACCCCCAGGAUGCCCUGCGCUGCCUGCACGUGAGCCGGGACGAGGCUUGUCUGACUGUCUCCUUCUCUCGGCCCCUCCUAGUGGGCUCCGGGACCUUGCUGCUCAUGGUUGAUGAGUCACCCCUGGCUGUGGAGUGGAGGACCCCAGAUGGCAGGAACCGGCCCAGCCAUGUCUGGCUCUGUGACCUGCCCGCUGCCUCCCUCAACGACCAGCUACCCCAGCAUACAUUUCGUGUCAUUUGGACAGCAGGCGAUGCUCAGAAGGAGUGUGUGCUUUUAAAAGGCCGCCAGGAGACCUGGUGCCGGGACUCAGCCACAGAUCAGCAGCUCUUCAGGUGUGAGCUGUCGGUGGAGAAGUCCACGGUGCUACAGUCCGAGCUUGAAUCCUGUAAGGAGCUGCAGGAACUGGAACCUGAGAAUAAAUGGUGCCUGCUCACUAUCAUCCUGCUGAUGCGGGCGCUGGACCCCCUACUCUAUGAAAAGGAGACGCUGCAGUACUUCCAGACCCUCAAGGCCGUGGACCCGAUGCGGGCGGCAUACCUGGACGACCUGCGCAGCAAGUUCCUGCUGGAGAACAGCGUGCUCAAGAUGGAGUACGCCGAGGUGCGCGUGCUACACCUGGGGCACAAGGAUCUGACAGUGCUCUGCCAUCUGGAACAGCUGCUCUUGGUCACUCACCUUGACCUGUCGCACAAUCGUCUCCGAGCCCUGCCCCCAGCCCUCGCCGCACUGCGCUGCCUUGAGGUGCUUCAGGCCAACGAUAACGCCAUAGAGUCCCUGGACGGUGUCACUAACCUGCCCCGGCUGCAGGAGCUCUCACUGUGCAACAACCGCCUCCAGCAGCCUCCAGCGCUCCAGCCUCUUGCCUCCUGCCCCAGGCUGGUCCUCCUCAAUCUGCAGGGCAAUCCCCUGGGCCAAGCAGUGGGCAUCUCAGAGCACCUGGCCCAGCUGCUGCCUUCGGUUAGCAGCAUCCUCACCUAAGAGACCCAACCCCACCCUUGCCCUUUAACUUAUUGGGAUGGAAUAAAGGAUGGGGAAGCCCCCUCAGGCUGCUGCUGCGGCUUCCACCACCACUGUUACUCCUGCCACCUAUUUUGGAAAAGAACGGGAGAGGGUUAGGGUGGGUCGGCUCACCUCUCCACUUCCAUUUUAUGCUGAAUCCUGCUGUUCCCUGUCAUGGAGAACCAAAGCCUCAGUGUUUGGGGCAGAAUCUGAGUUUACCUCUUGUUUUGGGCUGGGGACGGGUCCAGGAUCCAGGCUGGGAUCAGGUUUGGGUUCAGGUUCUGGUUGGGGCUGGGCUACAAGGCAGCUGUAAGGCUCUCCCAUGACCCCUGCCCCUGUCAGAUGCCCUCUCUGCCCAGAAGCCCUGGCUCUCAUCCACUGCAGCUGAGAAGGCUGUUCCCAGAAGGGGUGGGUCAGGGGGCCCCUGCUCCACCCUCUUAGAACAUUGAAUAGCAUUCUCCCAUUAAAGAGCCUUUGAAAAUA